AAUUUCGUUAAUUAAAACUUUGGUGCCUUUGGGAAUAAAGUGUAAGAGUGUUUUGUAGCAGUGGGCAGGGCAGCUUCAGCCCCAUUAUGCAUCAGUGUGUAUCAGUAGUGUUAGUGCGGUGUAUCCGUUCUUGUCUAUUUUAACUCAGCUGUUGCGGCAGAAGGUAGCAGUUGUCGAGUUAAAACAAGAUAAACGAAUUAGAUUUACGUCUUCGGAACAAGCUAUGACAACACGCCGAUUACGCCGUGUUUCAAAAAACUGCGGCGUCGUCGAAAGAGAUGGAUGUUCCUCAGCCCUGUUUCGUGUUGAGUAAUCAGGUGUCCAGCUUUGCACAGUUUAACCCGGUUUAACCCGGUGUGAGGGUGGCUCUUCUUUAGACUGGGUCACACGAGUGGCUAAAGUGAGAUAACAGCUAGAUAUCAUACCUGGCUAUCUAAAUAACGACUAAAUAUCGACGGACUAGGCUGUCAUUGCCUACGGAGAAGGCCGUUCAAUAGAAAUGGGAAUCAUUUUUACAAAGUUAUGGAGGCUUUUUAACCACCAAGAACACAAAGUCAUCAUUGUUGGGCUGGACAACGCAGGGAAGACAACUAUACUGUAUCAGUUCUCUAUGAAUGAAGUUGUACACACGUCACCCACAAUAGGCAGCAAUGUGGAGGAAAUUGUGGUCAACAACACGCACUUCCUCAUGUGGGACAUUGGAGGCCAGGAGUCCCUGCGUUCCUCCUGGAACACAUACUACACUAACACAGAGUUUGUAAUAGUUGUGGUGGACAGCACGGAUAGGGAGAGGAUAUCUGUGACCAGAGAAGAGCUCUAUAGAAUGCUAGCUCAUGAAGACCUCAAAAAGGCUGGUUUGUUGGUCUUUGCCAACAAGCAAGAUGUAAAGGGCUGUAUGACAGUGGCUGAAAUCUCCCAGAGCUUACAGCUUACAUCCAUUAAGGACCACCAGUGGCACAUCCAGGCCUGCUGUGCUCUCACAGGGGAGGGGCUCUGUCAGGGACUGGAGUGGAUGAUGUCACGACUACGAGUGAGAUGACCUCUGACCCUAUCACAGAACGUUUGCUCACACACGUUUUCUCCUCCGUUUGUGCGGAGGCUGACUGUCACUCACUGUGAAGGUGACUAAGCAGUGUCACCAGGACUUGUGUGAUUUAAUUUAUUACGACUCACUGAGAUCUGUGAACAACCUUCAGCUAACUGUGUCAGGGUUGGCAAAACCACAUAAACUCAAACUCCGUGUUUUUCCUGCAUGGUUGCCCUGUAAAGAGUCAAAAGGAGAGAUGUGGAGGAGCCCUUGGACUAAGAGGAUGUGCAGCUGAGUGGCACUCCGUCUGUGCUGGGCCCUGCGUCACCUGGCUGUCUGAUGUAGUAUUGCCCUAUGUACAGUCCAGUAUUUACAUUAACCUUGUGCCUGCAUAUCAACCUCUCUGUUUCCAGGGCGUGAAAGUCAUCAUGCGAGGAGAGACUCUGCACUUAUGUAAAAAUGUUAAAUAAAGCGUUUUUAUCCAUCA
Electrophorus electricus (electric eel) is the source of this 1514-nucleotide messenger RNA. It is a transcript of the gene arl5a, whose product is annotated as ADP-ribosylation factor-like 5A. NCBI's taxonomy places the organism in Eukaryota, Metazoa, Chordata, Actinopteri, Gymnotiformes, Gymnotidae. Gene Ontology annotation, molecular function: GTPase activity; GTP binding. The record is from RefSeq and is a predicted model, not a curated record.